AAGGUAGAAUUUUAAUUUUACUUUCUAGCCUAGUACUAUUAAUAUUCUUUAAUCAAUGCCCUAGGCUACCAUAGUUAAGAAUAAAAUUUAAGUCACAUUGCAGUGCAGUUUAUUCAGAGGUCCUGUUUGAACUUAGUGUUGGCCUACCUAAACUAAUUGAGAAGCAGACUAUUUUUAAGGCUGUGUAUUGUCAUGAAUUAAGUUUGAGUUGAGGGUUGUUCUAGAUUUCAUUACAAGUAUUUGGCAAUGAAUAGAAUAUUUGGAAGAGAAAAGCCUAGAGAGGCUCCACAAAAUUUAACAGAUGUAAUAAAAGGAGUUGAUAACCGGGCUGAUUCAAUUGAUGGUAAAAUUGCUAAACUUGAUGUUGAACUGAAGAAGUAUAAAGAUCAAAUGGUAAAAAUGAGAGAAGGACCAGCUAAGAACAAUGUAAAACAAAAGGCACUUCGAGUUCUUAAACAGAAGAAAAUGUAUGAAUCACAAGUGGACAGUUUAAGACAGCAAGCAUUCAACAUGGAGCAAACAAAUUUUGCUACUCAGUCGCUUAAGGAUACACAAGCAACUAUUGUGGCAAUGAAGGCAGGUGUUAAAACUAUGCAGAAGGAGAUAAAUAAAUUAAAUAUUGAUCAAAUUGAAGAUUUACAAGAUGAAAUAACAGAUAUGUUGGAGUUGCAUGAAGAAUUGCAGGGAGCCCUUGGCCGUACGUAUGGGAUGCCUGAGAUAGACGACGAUGAAUUGCAGGCUGAACUUGAUGCGCUUGGAGAUGAGAUUGCACUUGAUGAGGAUACAAGCUAUUUAGAUGAAGUUAAAGCACCUGCUGCACCAAUUAAGGAACCAGGCACUGACAGUUUACCCAAUAAGGAUGGUGUUUUAGUGGAUGAAUUCGGAUUGCCCCAAAUACCUGCAUGAACUUAUGAAAAAAUGAUUAACUUUAUUAAUUUCAGAUUUUUUCUACAAACUUUUCACAGUGUAUCCUUUGUUCAGUCAUAAUAUUUCAAUAUUGUUCAAAAUAAAAUUUCUUUUGAAAUGUAAA
Molecule: messenger RNA, 1030 nt
Organism: Homalodisca vitripennis (glassy-winged sharpshooter)
Lineage: Eukaryota; Metazoa; Arthropoda; Insecta; Hemiptera; Cicadellidae
Product: charged multivesicular body protein 5-like
Exons: 1
Coding region: 247-906 (219 amino acids)
Biological process (GO): late endosome to vacuole transport via multivesicular body sorting pathway; vesicle budding from membrane
Cellular component (GO): multivesicular body
Source: RefSeq, a predicted model, not a curated record